Molecule: messenger RNA, 240 nt
Organism: Protopolystoma xenopodis
Lineage: Eukaryota; Metazoa; Platyhelminthes; Monogenea; Polystomatidea; Polystomatidae
Source: the annotation of a GenBank genome assembly
AUGAAGGCCGCUGGUAACGCCCUCUUGUCGCCAUCGCGUUUGCUGGCCCCAGUUCAGGUCCCCUCUUUCCUCUGUGAUCUGGCUCAAAAUGCUGUAGGUCAGGGCUUGGUCAAGCGUUUCGAUCAAACCGCCUAUUGUCACACUCCUCUUGUCAGUGUCAUUGUCACAGCCGACCUGGUACCAAAGGUUGAGCAGGUAACACUGCCACAGUUGAGGCCCCUGAUCGCCCUUGAAAAGUGA